AUGACGACCCCCUCAGGCAAGAUCAUCCCGCCACGGCAACGCAAGAUCGCCUUGUUGGGAUCGAGAUCGGUUGGUGAGUGUUCCGUUGAGGCCUGGUCGGGUCGGAACGAUUGAUGAUGAUGAGGUCACGAGAUGAGCGGGGGACGACCACGACCACGACCACGACCACGACCACGGCCACGGCCACGAGGCGGCGGUAAAUCGGCGGCGAACGGUCUUGAUGCCGAGAUCAAAGCCGCGUAUCGAGUGCAAGUGGGGCGAUCCGAGGGCGCACCAGCCAGGACGAUAAGAUCUUUGCCAACCACAGAACGGGAUGGAAUGCGUGGGCAGGCCCUGGUGGAGGUCCAUGCAGGCCAUUUCCGAGGGUGGGGGAAGGAGCGGGCGCGAACGACGCCGUGGUCACCGCUGGGCUCGAGACCCGCGAUCGCGCGCUGGGCCGUGGUGUUGGGCAUGAUGCACACUUGACCACAGCUUUCGAUUGAACAUCAGCAUCGUGGUUCCUACGCCAUGUGCGUGCCACGCAAGGGCUAACCCCACUCGCGUCUCAUCCGACCCGUCGCCAGGCAAAUCGUCGCUGACGGUCCAGUUCGUCGAUUCGCACUUUGUCGAUUCCUAUUACCCGACAAUCGAGAACACGUUCCAGAAGGUCGUCAAAUACAAGGGGCAAGACUUCAACCUCGACAUCAUCGACACCGCAGGGCAGGUAAGGCAUCACCGGCUCGAUCCGAGAGCGAUCGUGGGGCCAGGCAUCGGGAUCGACAAGAGGCGCCUUCGUUCCCGAUCUCGAGGCGGUCGAUGAGAAGUAUGUGAAAGACUAGCAGCUGACCUCGAAGUUCAACCCAUACACAGGACGAGUUUUCAAUUCUGUCUUCGAAACAUGCCGUCGGGCUUCAUGGCUGGGUGCUCGUCUACUCCGUCUCGUCGCGUUCGAGCUUUGAAAUGAUCCAGAUCGUCCGGGAAAAGGUCCUCAACUACACGGGGCGGGAGAACGUGCCCAUGGUCUUGGUCGGGAAUAAGAGUGAUUUGGCAGUGCAGAGGUCAGUCUCGGGCCUGCGUCUGGGCUUAGUGCUGUAGAGGAUGGAAGCUCAGAUUUGUCUCUUCGUGCUCGCGAUCUUCAGACAAGUCCCACGAGAAGAAGGUGCCGCUCUGGCCGCGUCAUGGGGGAUGUGCGGCUUCACCGAGGCCUCGGCGCGCCACAACGAGAACGUCAGCAAGAUCUUUGAACUUGUCGUCGCUCAGAUCGAGAAGGACAUGAACCCCGAGCCAGAGGAGCCCGCCAAGAGUGGGUGUCGGGUCAUGUGA
Molecule: messenger RNA, 1302 nt
Organism: Microbotryum saponariae
Lineage: Eukaryota; Fungi; Basidiomycota; Microbotryomycetes; Microbotryales; Microbotryaceae
Source: the annotation of a GenBank genome assembly